AAUCUCACUUCAAUAAUGGAAUUUGUUCUUCUUGGGUUCUCUGAUAUUCCCAAUCUCCAAAUGUUUCUUUUUGUGACAUUUUUCUUUGUUUAUGUGAUAACUCUGCUGGGAAAUGGCAUCAUCAUUGUCAUAAUCGGGACUGACAAAGCUCUCCAGACACCUAUGUAUUUUUUCCUCAGUAAUUUUUCCUUCUUGGAAAUCUGUUAUGUAUCGGUCACUCUCCCCAGAAUGCUCGUAAACCUUUGGACUCAGAAAAGACACAUUUCUCUGUUUGCCUGUGCCACACAAAUGAGUUUUGUUUUCACGUUUGGAAACAUAGAGUGCCUCCUUCUUACAGUGAUGGCCUAUGACCACUAUGUGGCCAUUUGUGACCCUUUGCACUAUCCUCUAGUCAUGAACCACAAGGCCUGUGUCCAGCUGGUGGCUGCCUGCUGGAUCACUAGUGCUCUGAUUGAGAUAGGGCAGACAUGCCAGAUUUUCUCUCUGCCCUUUUGUAGAUCCAACAAAAUCAACCACUUCUUCUGUGACAUCCCCCCAAUAUUCAAGCUGGCCUGUGGAGACACUUUUCUGAAUGAGAUGCUGCUCUUCACAAUUGCUGUGGUGUUUAUUAUGAUCCCUUUUCUGUUGAUACUUGGGUCCUACAGUCAGAUCGCCUCCACCAUCCUGAAGUUGCCAUCAGCAAAAGGAAAAGCAAAGGCCUUCUCCACUUGCUCUUCACAUGUCAUGGUUGUGACUUUAUUCUUUGGAACUGCAGUCAUUGCAUACUUACAACCUAAAUCCAAAAAUUCAUCCAGAAUGGACAAGUUUCUCUCUCUUUUCUACACUCUUGUCACCCCAAUGUUUAACCCCCUGAUAUACAGUCUGAGAAAUAAGGAUGUCUUGAUGACCUUGAGGAAAUUGGUACCUUAA
This is a messenger RNA of Sus scrofa (pig), 909 nucleotides long. RefSeq names its product olfactory receptor 10AG1-like. Gene Ontology annotation, molecular function: G protein-coupled receptor activity; olfactory receptor activity. Gene Ontology annotation, cellular component: membrane. Lineage: Eukaryota; Metazoa; Chordata; Mammalia; Artiodactyla; Suidae. The record is from RefSeq and is a predicted model, not a curated record. Gene Ontology annotation, biological process: G protein-coupled receptor signaling pathway.